Messenger RNA from Eriocheir sinensis (Chinese mitten crab), 1026 nucleotides. RefSeq lists its product as uncharacterized. NCBI's taxonomy places the organism in Eukaryota, Metazoa, Arthropoda, Malacostraca, Decapoda, Varunidae. The record is from RefSeq and is a predicted model, not a curated record. The transcript has 5 exons. Bases 214 to 720 code for a protein of 168 amino acids.
AGAUAACACGGGAAGGCACACUGGCAACUGAGCCUUUUAGAUUUACGCUUGUUUUUCAGUAUAAAGGUAGUGUAGUGGGUUGCUCCACGGUGAAACCAAGUAGAAACCAAUAAGGAACAACAACAGAACUCGUGGGCGGAAGAAGCAGACAGCAACGCCUCCUCCGUCCCUGUGAGGAGCCCUGCAACAUCCUUCGGCGAUUCAGAGACAGACAUGAACUCAGAGUCUACAGACGAACUGAGUGAAACAGAGAGGCUCACGCCAUACCAGGGCCAGCGGAGGUCUUUCGGACUCUUUCUUUGUCCGUACUGCAAGGUGGAAUGGACCUCCGACAACUCCUACGCCAACAUGUAUCAGGAGUGCGAGACUUGCGACAUGGCCGUCUACCCUCACAAGCAGUUCAGGCAGUCGAGGUGCACCGGCCACGGGGGGAUGACACGCUUCUCGGAGCUCGUGCCAGUGAUGCACCGAGGCGCCAUGGGCGUUCUGGAAAACUCCGUGGGCCAGCUGGGUGAGACAACCAGGCUCACGCCAUACCAGGGCGAGAGGAGGUCGUUCGGAUUCUUUCUUUGUCCGUAUUGCAAGGUGGAAUGGACCUCCGACCACUCCUACGCCAACAUGUACCAGAAGUGCGAGACUUGCGACAUGGCCGUCUACCCCUACAAGCAGCACAAGCUAUCAAGAUACAACGGCUCCGGGGAAACGGAAGGCUCAUUUUAAGAACCUGUGAAAGCGGCGGUGGCGAGAGAGAGAGAGAGAGAGAGAGAGAGAGAGAGAGAGAGAGAGAGAGAGAGAAUGGUAAAAAAACGGAGGAAAGAAAAAUAAAAUGCGUGUGUGUGUGAGUGUGUGCGUGUUGUUGGGUCUUCUGCUUGUAUAUACUGUGCACAUCCAUAUUACAGUUAAGACUGGGACUAAUACAUAACAUUCAGCAUCAACAUCAAUGAAUAUCAUGAAACAAUAUAUUUUUACGCUUUUCUGUCUUAGAGUGUGUAUGCGUCUCGGAGCAAAAUAAAACUAUCAGUGUUA